GGUUCAAGAUCACUGUGAGGACAGAGACACACCUGACAGCUUUGUUCCUUCUUCCUCUCCUGAAAGCGUGGUGGGAAUGGAAAUAAGUAGGUAUCCAGACUUGUCAGUUGUAAAGGAGGAGAACCCAGAACCUGUACCAUCUCCCAUCAUCCCCAUCCUGCCAAGCAGUACUGGAAAAGGUUCAGAAGCCAAAAGGAAUUAUAUAAAAUCAGAACCUGGUUCAGGAGCAUUACCGGGUUCUGGCUUCUUUGCCUCUCAGCUUGGACCAUCCCAGAAUGGUCCUAAAUCUGGCCUUAUAUCUGUAGCAAUUACUUUACAUCCCACAGCUGCUGAGAACAUCAGUAGCGUUGUAGCAGCAUUCUCCAACCUGCUCCACGUCAGAAUUCCCAACAGCUAUGAGGUCAGUAACGCUCCCGACAUCCCAUCCUCCAUGGCAAGUGCCAGCAGUCACCGGGUGAACCCCUCGAUGGAGUACAGGCAGAACCUGCUGCUUCAGGGUCCCCAGGCAGCAGCCAUGGGGCCUGCCAGGAUCGUGGGGUCUUACGGGCUGAAACAGCCUAAUGUGCCAUUUCCUGCAAACAGCAACGGUAUAGCUGGCUAUAAGGAUCACAGCCAGAACAUUGCAGAAGGCUCAGCACUGAGACCUCGAUGGUGCUCUCACUGCAAAGUUGUGGUCCUUGGCAGUGGAGUGCGCAAGUCCUUCAAAGAUCUGCCUUUCCUCAGACAGGAUUCCCAAGAAGGCUCUGAUAAAACGAAGGACAUCGUAUUCUGUAGCAACAACUGCUUUGUUCUUUAUUCAGCAGCUGUGCAAGCAAAAAACUCAGAGAACAAAGAGUCGGUUCCAUCUUUGCCGCAGUCGCCAAUGAAGGAUAGGCCGCCCAAAGCCUUCCACCAGUACAGCAACAACAUCUCCACGCUGGACGUCCACUGCCUGCCCCAGCUGCAGGAAAAGGUUUCUCCGCCAUCGUCGCCCCCCAUCAUGUUCCCCCCCGCCUUUGAGGCAGCCAAGGUAGAGGCGAAACCGGACGAGCUCAAGGUAACGGUGAAGCUAAAGCCGAGGUUAAAAGCAAUACACAGCAGUCUCGACGACUGCCGGCCUCCAAGUAAGAAAUGGAAGGGUAUGAAGUGGAAGAAGUGGAGCAUUCAGAUCGUGAUUCCUAAAGGAUCGUUCAAACCUCCUUGUGAAGAAGAAAUAGACGAAUUUCUUAAAAAACUGGGCACGACCCUUAAACCAGAUCCUGUGCCUAAAGACUACAGGAAAUGUUGCUUCUGUCACGAGGAAGGUGAUGGAUUAACUGAUGGACCAGCAAGGCUUCUGAACCUGGAUUUAGACCUUUGGGUCCAUUUGAACUGCGCUCUUUGGUCUACAGAAGUCUACGAGACACAAGCUGGUGCCUUAAUAAACGUGGAACUGGCGCUGCGAAGAGGCUUGCAAAUGAAAUGCAUGUUCUGUCACAAAAUGGGUGCCACCAGCGGUUGUCACAGGUUAAGGUGCACCAAUAUUUAUCACUUUACCUGUGCCAUUAAAGCACAAUGCAUGUUUUUUAAAGACAAGACCAUGCUUUGCCCCAUGCACAAACCAAAGGGAACUCACGAGCAAGAACUCAGUUACUUCGCGGUCUUCAGGAGGGUCUACGUUCAGCGCGACGAGGUGCGGCAGAUCGCCAGCAUCGUUCAGCGAGGGGAGCGGGACCACACUUUCCGCGUGGGAAGCCUGAUUUUCCACGCCGUUGGGCAGCUGCUGCCACAGCAGAUGCAGGCCUUCCACUCCUCCAAAGCACUCUUCCCCGUGGGGUAUGAGGCCAGCCGCCUGUACUGGAGCAUGCGGUACGCAAACAGGCGCUGCCGCUACCUCUGCUCCAUCGAGGAGAAGGACGGGCUCCCCUUAUUUGUCAUCAAGGUGGUGGAGCAGGGGCACGAGGAUCUGGUCCUGACUGACACGACACCGAAAGGUGUGUGGGACAAGAUCCUGGAGCCCGUUGCUUCUGUGAGAAAGGAAUCGGAAAUGCUGCAGCUGUUUCCCGGCUAUCUGAAGGGCGAAGACCUCUUUGGUUUGACAGUCUCUGCAGUGGCCAGGAUUGCCGAAUCGCUGCCAGGGGUCGAGGCCUGCGAGAACUACACUUUCCGCUAUGGCCGAAACCCCUUAAUGGAGCUCCCUCUUGCCAUCAACCCCACGGGCUGUGCCCGUGCCGAGCCUAAAAUGAGUACCCAUGUCAAGAGGCCUCACACCUUGAAUAGCACCAGCACAUCCAAGUCAUUUCAGAGCACAGUCACGGGAGAGCUGAACGCGCCUUACAGCAAGCAGUUCGUCCACUCCAAGUCCUCUCAGUACCGCAAAAUGAAAACCGAGUGGAAGUCCAACGUGUAUCUGGCUCGCUCGCGCAUCCAGGGCCUGGGCCUGUACGCUGCUAGAGACAUUGAGAAGCACACUAUGGUCAUCGAAUACAUCGGAACCAUUAUCCGCAACGAGGUAGCAAACAGGAAGGAGAAGCUUUAUGAGUCUCAGAACCGUGGCGUGUACAUGUUCCGCAUUGACAAUGACCACGUCAUCGAUGCCACCCUGACGGGAGGUCCUGCAAGGUACAUCAACCAUUCGUGUGCACCCAACUGCGUGGCUGAGGUGGUGACUUUUGAGAGAGGACACAAGAUCAUCAUCAGCUCCAGCAGGAGAAUCCAGAAGGGGGAGGAGCUUUGCUAUGACUACAAGUUUGAUUUUGAAGACGACCAGCACAAGAUUCCAUGUCACUGUGGAGCUGUCAACUGCCGAAAGUGGAUGAACUAGAAUGCAUUCCUUGCUGUCUCUGAGGGUUGCUUGUCCCUAGGAAGAAGUGAUUCACGUUUUGAUUUUGUCGACAGAAAAAAUGUUGCCUUUUUCAAGGGGAAAAAAAGAAAAAUUUUAAAAAAAAAAUCAUUUCUGGAAGUACAGAUUUCUACUCAAGUAUUUAAAAAGAAAAAAUUAAAGAAAAAAAAAGAAAAAAAAAAAGAAGCAAGCACCAGAAGCAAGCCGGCAAAAUCGGAAGCGAACUUUCCAGACGCAUGGAGGUUAAACUGAAUUAACAGAAUGGUCCAGCACUUUUGUUUUUGAGCUCACUAAGGAGAAACUGUUUAACUUGGGCAAAGAACCGAUGGCCGACCUGCGGGGGCGCAGGUGGGCACAAAUGAAUGUAAGACUGAAAUCACCAGCGAAAGGGAGAAGUCCAAAGUGCUGGCCACAGCCUUAUUUGAUAAAGGGGCAGGCCCUCUAAUUAAAGAAAAAUUUUAAAUAAAAGUAGACACCACUGAACAAGGAAUGUACUGAAACGACUUCCUUAGGGAUAGAGCUAAGGGAAAAAAUAACUUGCACUAAAAUACAUUUAAAUACUUGAUUCCAUGAGUCAGUUUAUUGUAGUUUUUGAUUUCUGUAAAAUAAGAGAACCUUUUUGUAUUUAUUAUUGAAUAAGUGAAUGAAGCUAUUUUUAAAAAGAAAGUUAGAAGAAAGCCAAGCUGCUGCUGUUACCUGCAGAACUAACAAACUCUGUUACUUUGUACAAAAGUGUAAAUAUUUUGAGAAAAAAAAAAAUACAGUAUAAAAAUAGUUAUUGACCAAAUGCUACCAGACUCUGCAGCAGUUCGGGUGCUUCUUACCAACCGUUGUCAGUAGGGAUGUCACAAUAUGAUCUCGUGCUACCGGACAGGGGACGACAAUGACGGCAUAACCAAAAUCUCAGUUUAAAGAGAGGGGUUUUUAUGUUUCAAGCAGUCUCAACUGUGGUCUUACUAGAAUUUUUUUAAGUAAACCUUAAGCCCGGGAAGGGCCGUGUAUAUUGCAGCUCUGACUUUUGUAGAUGUUUGGGUAAUCUAGCUUAAUUUUAUUUGUAUUAUAUUGUUGCAUCCCUAUUUCUUAAGUCAGGUUUUUUGUGCUUACAAUUUGUGAUAACUGUGAAUAACUGCUAAAACCACCCAAAACAGAGGCUGGACAUGGGUUUUUUCUUCAGCAAAAGUAGUCCAGAUUAGGUGACUGUUCAGCCUGCGUUAAAUCACGUAAACAGCGUAGAACCACGUAGUUGGAGCUUCGGUCUGAGACGAUCGCCUUCGGAAAAAGAAAACAAGGAAAAAAAUUAGACGUAAUGUGCUUGCAGCUGCAGGACUCUGGCAAUAGGGGUUUGGAAGAUGUAAUUUAAAGAUGUGUUUGUAUGGAUUGUUUUUGUUUACAUUUCUUUAAAAAAAAUAAACACUGUUUUGUGUUUGCUUGUAGAAAUUUAAUCAGCAUUUUGAACCAGGUUAGCUUUUUAUUUUGUACUUAAAAUUCUGGUACUGACACUUCACAGGCUAAAUAUAAAAAAAAAAAAUGAAGUUUUUUUUUGUGUGCACAAUUAAAGUGGACUGUAAACUGUUGGUAUAUUCAGUGAUACAGUUCUGAACUUGUAAUGUAUAUGGCAUGAUGUAUUUUUAUCUUACAGAAUAAAUCAAUUGUAUAUAUUUUUCUCUUGAUAAAUAGCUGUAUGAAAUUGUUUCUUGAAUAUUUUUCUUCUCUUGUACAAUAUUCCAACAUCCUACCAGUAUUUGUCCUACAGUUUUUUUUCUGUUCUGUAUAAUAGUAUCUAAUGUUGGCAAAAAAAAUACAAAAACACCACAAAAAAA
This is a messenger RNA of Mesitornis unicolor (brown roatelo), 4620 nucleotides long. Its product is annotated as histone-lysine N-methyltransferase 2C-like. Gene Ontology annotation, cellular component: nucleus; MLL3/4 complex. The record is from RefSeq and is a predicted model, not a curated record. Gene Ontology annotation, molecular function: histone binding; histone H3K4 methyltransferase activity; transcription coactivator activity. Gene Ontology annotation, biological process: positive regulation of transcription by RNA polymerase II. The annotation marks the transcript as partial. The transcript has 13 exons. Lineage: Eukaryota; Metazoa; Chordata; Aves; Mesitornithiformes; Mesitornithidae.